Molecule: messenger RNA, 1120 nt
Organism: Anoplophora glabripennis (Asian longhorned beetle)
Lineage: Eukaryota; Metazoa; Arthropoda; Insecta; Coleoptera; Cerambycidae
Product: cyclin-G-associated kinase-like
Exons: 6
Coding region: 140-1120 (326 amino acids)
Biological process (GO): positive regulation of Notch signaling pathway; regulation of clathrin-dependent endocytosis; protein phosphorylation
Cellular component (GO): cytoplasm
Molecular function (GO): AP-2 adaptor complex binding; ATP binding; protein serine/threonine kinase activity
Source: RefSeq, a predicted model, not a curated record
GCAGUCUAUAAAUAUAUUGGCAAUGAUACAUGUGGGAGGCUAAAUUAACCCAAAAUCCCUAAAUUUGUGACAGCUUUGUUUAGUGGCUAAAAAAACCAGCCAAAAAUAAUGAUUUUGUAAAAUAAAUUAAUAAACAAAUAUGAGUGAAUUAUUUAAGUCUGCUUUUGAAUACUUUAGUGGUCCUACGAACGGACAAAGUGAUAAUAGUUUUGUUGGACAAAUUGUAGAGGUAUCAAACGUAAAAUUAAGGAUUAAAAAAGUCAUAGCUGAAGGUGGUUUUGCUGUUGUCUUUGUGGCUCAGGAUGUUAAUAGUGGCAAAGACUAUGCUUUAAAGAGGCUACUAGCUGCCGACGAAGAAGCUAAAAAUAACAUUAUGAAGGAAAUAAAUAUACUUAAGAAAGUUUCUGGACAUCCUAAUAUAAUACAGUAUUUAUCGGCUUCAUUUAUAGAUAAAUCUCAAACUUCUCACAACCAGAGCGAAUUUCUAUUAGUUACUGAAUUGUGUCCAGGAGGAUCCUUAGUUGAAAUUUUACAAGCACGUACAGCGGCUUUAGAUGUUGAAACGAUCACAAGAGUAUUUUAUCAAACGUGCAAGGCUGUUUCGCAUAUGCACUCCCAAGUACCACCGAUUAUACAUAGGGAUUUGAAGAUUGAAAACUUGCUUAUUAGCGGCGACAGUACUAUAAAAUUAUGCGAUUUUGGUUCUGCUACCGCUGAUAUUUAUCGACCUGACUUGUCCUGGUCCGCCAAUCAGCACUCCAGCCUAGAAGAAAACAUGGCAAGAUUCACCACACCGAUGUAUAGAGCUCCUGAAAUGGUAGACACCUGGAACAAUUAUUACGUAGGGCCCCCAGUAGACAUUUGGGCACUAGGAUGCAUAUUGUACAUGCUCUGCUAUAUGAAACAUCCCUUCGAAGACAGUGCUAAGCUGAGGAUUAUUAACGCCAACUACACAUUACCGUCGGAUUCGAAAUUUUUUUGUUUCCAUGACAUAAUUAGAGGCUGUUUGCAAGCGAAUCCCGAACAUAGAUUAACGAUUGCUGCCGUAUUGGAACGAGUGGCUGCGAUAGCAGAGUCGAACGGUUUCAAUCUGAGGGCNUCUAUUUUAAUAAUCUACUAA